AAACAAAACGUUUUCGGACCUAUGUUUAUAUAAACUUUUACUCAUAUUUUAGGAUGUAGGUUACAUGACCGUCUAAUUUCGGGACACCCUGUAUAUCAAUCCGUCAAAAUUCAUGAAUCAUCAUCGCAAUGCCAUAUGCAAGCAGUGGAUACAUAUUUUACUAUAAGGCGGGGUAAACACAUUGAAAAUUUUAUAAACAAGGAUAUGCAAGAUAAAAAGAAAGAAGAAAUAACAAGAAAUAGACUUUGCUUACACUAAGAAUAAUUGAUAUAAUUUGUUUCAUUGCGAAAGAAGGAAUUGCUUAUAGGGGGAAAAAUGAGAGUGCAUAUAAUCUAACAGAUGAUGAUACAGAAGGAAAAGGAAACUUCCUGGAGCUAGUUUUACUAUUGGCAAAAUAUGACGAUAUAUUUAAACAUCAUGUGGAUAUGCCAGCUAAGGACGCUUUGUCAAGAAAAGAAAAGCAUAAAGACAGCCGUGGCCGAGGUAAUUUAAUUACAUUUUUAAGCAAAACAACGGUAAACAAAAUAAUAACAAUAAUCGGAAUUGAAAUUAAAUUAAGAGUAACAAACGAACUUAAAAAAGCUGGAAAUUGUAGUGUUCAAAUUGAUUCAACCGUGGUUGAACAAUGUUCAAUUAUAGUUCGCUAUAUAGAUAGUGAGGGUAAAGUAAAAGAAGGGUUGUUAGAUAUUGUUCCAGUGGAGAUAAGUACUGGGAUGGCUCUUAAGACCAAAUUAAUUAAUGUUUUAAAUAACUUAGACCUCGACGAGACAAAAAUAAUUGGCUGUAGCUUCGACGGCGCAGCUAAUAUGUCAGGAGACGCUUUAGAUGUCUUUCAGACUAUACCCGUGGAAGAAGAAGAUGAUUUUGAACAACGAUAUGGCCACGAACACUUGGAGCAGUUGUACUGA
Psylliodes chrysocephalus is the source of this 908-nucleotide messenger RNA. Lineage: Eukaryota; Metazoa; Arthropoda; Insecta; Coleoptera; Chrysomelidae. The record is from the annotation of a GenBank genome assembly.